CUUCUACAAUCUCUCGAGUUAAAAGUCUCUGCAAAGAGUUUUACUUUGAUUCUUUCUUCUGUGGAGGAUCUUCUUACACAAUCUGAUAUCUUUUAUCAUGGCUUCUUGAAUCAUGUACUCUUUGCUUCUCGCCAUUUCUCAUCUCUACCCGGAUCCGUAACCAGCUCUCAGACCCGGGUUAUACCAUUUCUCCUCUUCAACAAAGUUUAAAAGUCACACCGCGUUGACCUUCUUCCUCUGGUCUCCGCUCCAAUUUUUCUGUUAGAAACUUUGAACAACUUCACAAAGUUUCAAUCUUUUUGCUUUGGUUCCUCUCUCUCUCUCUCUGUUUAUUAGGGUUCUUGGUUCUGUUGAUGAUGAUUCUCUGAUUAAGUAGGUGUAGAGUUAAAACCAAACAAAAAAAACAAAAGUAGAGUUAAGUCAUUGAAUUUGGUACCAACAAUGGCGAGCCAGAAGGGUCAGAAAAUCCGGUUGGUGAAAUGCCCCAAGUGCUUUAAGAUUCUACAGGAAGACGAAGAUGUUCCUGUUUAUCAGUGUGGUGGUUGUUCUGCCAUUCUUCAAGCGAAAAAGCGGAGCAUUGCUCCAAACAGUACACCAAGUGCAGGAGAGACAGAGAGGGGUCAAUCUAAUGAGCCGCGAAGCGAGCCAGCAACCAACAAUGUGUCCAGCAGCUCGGGGCAGAACACGGUUGUUCCGUCAUCCCCAGGGGGUUCUGCAGCCCAAGAGUUUGAGAAAGGUAGGAAUGUAUCCGUUGAGUCUACGGAGAAGGAGCUUGAUGACUUAGAGUUAUCUAAUGGAGAUGAGACAAAUGAAAUUCAACAGCAGGAAUGUUCACUUGGUGAUUCUGAGAAGAAUGGAGGAGACAAUUCCAGAUUGGAGUCUCAUAUGAUGAACACCGUGGCAGAAGCUGCAGGAUCUGGGUCUAGCUCUGGAAGCUUGAUUGUUGAUCAUUUGGUGGCUGCAAGAGCGAGUAAUCCAUCCGGUAACGCUGAGAUUUCACCGGAUGCUUCCCUUGUUGAAGAGGAGCAAAGCCAAGUUGAUUUUCCAGCAAACAAGACUCCUUCUGCUUAUGAUGUGGUGGCUGCAAGAGCGAGUAAUUCAUCUGGUAAUGCUGAGAUCUCACCUGAUGCUUCCCCUGUUGAAGAGAAGCAAAGCCAACUUGAUUCUCCUGCAAACAAGACUUCUUCUGCUUAUGACGGGAGUGAGUCUUCGUCUGAUGAAAGGGAAGACCAACUUCUCGAUGACAACGAACAAUGGAAUGCUCUUCAGAAGAUAAGAUCAGGCAAAUUUGAGAUGCAUAGAUACCCUGGGUAUAAGGAGCAAGGCGCUAGUUCCUCCUCCCCUUUCUCUGAGAAUAGGCGCAAUGGGAUUACCACAUACAACGAACGGCAUCAGAAUAGGUCUCUGCAACUCGAGGGACCAGGAGGGCGUCUUGGCAGACAAGGGAGGAGACAUGUGACAGAACAACUUCGGCCUGACAUGCCUUUCUAUCCGAGAGAACCAUACACACGUGGAAGCCCUUCAUAUCCGUCACAUGAUGAGUUUGAUCGCUAUUCCCGUGCACACUCGCUUCAAAUGCCUUCAUACGCUGGAGGCAUGAACCACGAAUUUGUUGACUAUAUGUAUCACAACAACCCGAGGGCAAGAGGUCAGGGCCAAGGAAGUAGGAUCUCAGGAGAGAUGGGAAGAAACCAUGGUGGUUGGUAUUCAGGUCAGCUUCAUAAUUCUUACAGUUCAUAUUCUGCAAGUCCACAGAGACCAAUGGAACCUGAGUAUCAUCCGAGAUGGAGGCGCGAGAUAGUCUCAGACGUGGAGGAUCAUCAGCGUAAUAGACAUGCUGGCCACCACCAUGAGUUACAGACCCGUCGUCUAAAAGAGAGACAACGUGUGGCCAAGCGUCAUGUCCGUCCAACAGCUGGUGGGGCACCUUUUGUUAGCUGUUACAGUUGCUCAGAAAACCUGCAGCUUCCUGUAGACUUUCUCAUUUUCAAGAGGAAGCAUCAUCUUCUCAGAUGCGGCACUUGCACCACUGUUCUCAGAUUCUCACUUAAAUCCAGAACUCAUUUAGUUCCUGCAGUAACACAUGACAUAAAUGCUAAUAGGAAUAGCAAUUCAACAUCAGAGUCUCCGAGAGACAAAGCUCCCUCCAAACCUGAAAAGCUGAGAUCCUCUGUUCAGGAUGAGGAGCUACCUGUGUCUAGAGGUUCUCCGCUUCACCGACUAAUGGGAUAUUCUACUGUAAGCCAAGUCUUUAAAGCUUCACAGCGUCCUCCUUCUGUAUAGAUCUCUGCUUCUGAUGAAGCAACGAGAACUAUGUACUUCUCAGAUGGAAAGUUUUGCCAUUGGUUUAUCAUUCUUUUUUUCACAUCUGUGUAUAGGUAAAAGAUUUGUUUCUGCACUUUUUUUGUUUAAAGUAGAAAUCAUGUCACUU
This is a messenger RNA of Arabidopsis arenosa, 2431 nucleotides long. Lineage: Eukaryota; Viridiplantae; Streptophyta; Magnoliopsida; Brassicales; Brassicaceae. The record is from the annotation of a GenBank genome assembly.